Asparagus officinalis (garden asparagus) is the source of this 999-nucleotide messenger RNA. RefSeq lists its product as uncharacterized. Gene Ontology annotation, molecular function: zinc ion binding; nucleic acid binding. The transcript is spliced from 5 exons. NCBI's taxonomy places the organism in Eukaryota, Viridiplantae, Streptophyta, Magnoliopsida, Asparagales, Asparagaceae. The record is from RefSeq and is a predicted model, not a curated record. The coding region runs from base 1 to 699 and encodes 232 amino acids.
AUGGUCCCUUACGUUCUAGGCGAUGCAUCGCAGCAGCCUUCGGCUACAGGUAGAGUGUACGCAGUUGUUCCUCACGAUCAUGACACGAGCGGGGCUAUGGUGGAAGCCAAUUACCCUGCCCAUAACCCUAGCCCUAUCCCUAGUUACAUCCCCAAUCCUGCGACGGUCGCCGACCCCUACGCUCCGCAUGGCGGAAACUCGGCGGCGGGGUGCUGUUAUGCGAGUAGCAGCGGAGCUGAGGCGAUUCAGCAGUACGUUAUCCAGCCUGGUACCUAUGGAACACCGGUGGUUGCUCUCGGACCUCCGAAUGGAUUGAAUCCUGCAGUCCCUCAUCAAUCUCUCCCCGGCCAAUACGAGCUCCAUAUAAACUAUGAAAGAGGCAUAAAGAUGGGCUCCCACAUGAGCAAGAUGGCACAAUCAGCAUAUUGUGAGGUUUGUGAGAUUGAGUGUAAUAGCCGACAAGUCCUUGAAACCCAUAAACAAGGGAAGAAGCACAAGAAAAAUCUUCAGAAGCUGCAGGAAGCAAUCACUCCCAAACCCAACGAAGUUGUAAAACCUACUAAUAUGGAAGCUCCAGUAGCUGAGGUUGCUCUCGGACCUCUGAAUGGAUUGAAUCCUGCAGUCCCUCAUCAAUCUCUGCCCGGCCAAUACGAGCUCCAUAUAAACUAUGAAAGAGGCAUAAAGAUGGCUCCCACAUGAGCAAGAUGGCACAAUCAGCAUAUUGUGAGGUUUGUGAGAUUGUUAAGGUAUUCCAAAGUUUUAUGUUGCAAGAGAAUGGAUGUGCAUGGAGAUGAAAAGAGGCUAGAAAUUUGGAUUAGCGUGUAUGUGUAAUUGUUUUGUGACCAAGAAGGGAGGUCUUAAAGUGACAAUUUUGUCGAACACCUUUGAUGCUGGUGUAGCAUUAAGCUUCCUGAAGAUAUUGACUUCCAUGCUUGCUGUAGUCAUCCAUUAACAAUGCCUAGAAUUAUCUCUUAUUUAAAAGAAGACUUUCUUCCCUUC